Messenger RNA from Psylliodes chrysocephalus, 933 nucleotides. The record is from the annotation of a GenBank genome assembly. NCBI's taxonomy places the organism in Eukaryota, Metazoa, Arthropoda, Insecta, Coleoptera, Chrysomelidae.
UCGCGGAAGUUUUGAUAUUUUGUGAUUCUACGUAUUUUGAGCUGCUUUUUCCGAAUUUUUAUUUUGCCACCUCGUAUCUUUGCCGCUGUCACCGCCAUAUUGCAAUAAAUUGUAAAAAAAGAGAUUUUUUUAAAAUAUCUCGUUACUCGUUGCUUUUGCAGUAAAAAUGGUUAUGUAGUAAAUUAAACUACAUAAUUUUCUUUACCAAAUUGGUUCUUAUUAUUUUUUUCAUAAAACUAACCGUUUUCGUGUACGAGAAUUACAAAGUUGAGCAAGUACGCAGCGUACAAAGCAAUACGAAUUUUAUUCAUUGAGCCUACCGCUCGAGACUAAAAGUUGGAUACGAAUCUCGUAAGCUGAUUGACACCUUGGCUUCACUAGAAUUUUGUUCCUCGUACACGGAAGCAACACUUUUUAAAGUUUCGGAUUUGAUGCGCCGUCCUUUGGGUAUUAACGGGAGUGUCACUUCACAGUUCGUUUUCGACAAUGCAGACUUUAAUACUCGAACCCUGGAUAACAGAAACACUGUUCAUGCCAUGGGAGGCAUCCAUUGUAUAACGCCCGCAAAUGCCAUUGCUCCUGAUUACAAAAAUACCGUCAGCUCAGUACAUCGAAGAUUCUGGUAGCAUUGCACUACGCAGCCAUGAGAAGAUAAACUUUUCCAGUCUACAGGGAAUUCCUAUUUUAGAUCUCCGUACUAUUUCUUCAGUCGCAAUUACAAUAAUGUCGUCAACUGCAGAUCUGCUGUGGCUCUACAGGAAAUGGGCUGAUUUGCCCAAUAUACCUGGAUGGAAUGGAUUUAUGGAAGAAGUGACAGUAAACCAUUUAUAUCAGAAAUCUUUUAUAGCUUGUUUGCCAUUCAUUAAUGCACCACCAACUAACUCCGACAUAAUUUUUACUGUUUUAGCAUCAGCCUCUGAGAAACGUCAAUAA